Erigeron canadensis is the source of this 1323-nucleotide messenger RNA. RefSeq lists its product as uncharacterized. NCBI's taxonomy places the organism in Eukaryota, Viridiplantae, Streptophyta, Magnoliopsida, Asterales, Asteraceae. The record is from RefSeq and is a predicted model, not a curated record. Gene Ontology annotation, biological process: regulation of cell cycle. The transcript is spliced from 4 exons. Bases 52 to 1158 code for a protein of 368 amino acids. Gene Ontology annotation, cellular component: nucleus.
UCCAGAAUCCAGACAGAAACAGAAACAAAAAGAAAAAGAAAAAAAAAAAGGAUGAGCAAGAGGAGCAAAGAAGAAGAAAAACAAGUGCUGAAUCAGUUAUUGGUUCAACACUUCAACACCAUCCACGAGACCUUUCAGGUUUUGGAUCAAUCACCACCACCACCGGCAUCAUCUUCGGUUACAAAAGUAAGCUGGAAUGAUGACGUUGUCAAAAUCGGGGAACAGCUCUAUAAGCAGGCCACCACAGUCGGAAUGCUUUGGACUGGAGAUGGGCCGAAUGCCAAAGCACUUGAGGAGAGCAUGGCGACUUAUUCCAAUUUGCUACAAGGAUUCCUUUUGCUUUCUCAUGGAAGUAUGAUUGGUGCAGGGCCUACCCUUUAUUCCUGUAUCCAUGCGUCUAUAAAGCAAGUUAUCGAUUGCAGCUUUAUGUUGCUGAGAGAGUCGAUUGCUUCCUAUGGAAACAAUAGUAAAGCACAUAAACUCUCGAUUCCUCAGAUUGUUGGCACUGUUUGGGAGGCAUGUUCAGCUCUUAAAAAGACCCCCGAGACAAACGUUACAGCCAUUGGCCGAGCUAUGACUCAAAUUGCAGUUUCCAUAAAAGACGUACUUCGUGAGAUGAAGGAGCUUAAGCCUGCUUCCGAGGAGGUUUUAGCCCCUGAUAAUGAGGUUUCAGAGCCCGAAGAUAGUGAUAACUCAUCAGAGGGAGAUUUAGGCAGUGACUUGUCACCUGAAGAGAUGAAAAUUACUGGAUUAGCCAUUGAAGUUGUGUCUGAAACCCUUUCAACAAUCAAAGAAGUUAUUCGAUCAAUUACCAGUCUACUCAAGAACCCUGAAACAGAUAACGAGAGUAAACAAACAGUGGAUUCACUGGAGAAACUGUUGACGAUAUGCAAAAGCAUGGGAUUGCAGGUUGAUGAGAUUGGAGCCUGUCUUUAUCCCCCUCAAGAAGUUUCCGCCAUUAGAACUGCUUCUGAGAAGAUGGUGAGUUUCGUUGGUGAAAUGCAGGUAGAAUUGGAAAAAGUUAACGGUUCCUUGGAUGCUUUUGUUCAUGCAAGUAACGCUUUAGUGAGCUCUCUAAAACAGUUGGAGUUAGGGUUAGGCUGCUCAUCUGAUGAUGAACUUGCCAGUGAAAUGGAGAAUCUUGAUGUGGGUAGUUAGCAGUCGUUUUUGUUGGAACAUUAGUCGAGUCUUUUGAAUACAUAAUAUUGAGUCUAAUACUCGUUGGUAACAUGUGUGAACCAGAAGGUAAGUUUUGCAGGGACAAUAUGAUGUUAAUUCUGAAAUUUUUUCUUAUAUAUGUCUGGCGGUCUUGAAAUUGUGAUA